This is a messenger RNA of Dichomitus squalens LYAD-421 SS1, 2909 nucleotides long. RefSeq lists its product as uncharacterized. The transcript has 4 exons. The record is from RefSeq and is a predicted model, not a curated record. NCBI's taxonomy places the organism in Eukaryota, Fungi, Basidiomycota, Agaricomycetes, Polyporales, Polyporaceae. Bases 179 to 1534 code for a protein of 451 amino acids.
CUCCUUGUCCACGUCCCGCCCAGACGUCUUCCUCCUCCCCCGGGGGCGCCGCGUGCUCAGCCCUCUCCGCCUCAGAUAAUGCCAUUUUGCUCACAUUCGCGCCCUAAUCUGCCGUCGCCCACCUCCUUCUCACGACACCCGCCCUCGCCCCCUUCGAAUCGUCAUCCCUCCCCGGCCUAUGUCCGCGUCUUCAAGUCGCCAUGUUCCGCCCUUGCCCUCGCCGACGCCUCCGCCCCCACCGGUUCCCCACGGUCUGAAGCGUAGGCGUGCGCAGACCACGCCCUACGUGUAUGAGGCGAGGGACAUGAGCAUCGUCGAUCAGGCCGCUAUUGACGAUGCUGCAACAAGAUGUCAACUCGACUCGGGCAACGACGUGAUAUCUUGCUUCCCCAACUCCUCGACCGUGUUCGCGCAAGAUGAAUGGGCCACAUUUGUCUGGAACAGCAGGCUCCCCCAGUGGGCACAGACAAAUCUCGUCAACAUAUACCUCUUUCAAGCCGAUACUGGACUUCCGGUCACAAAUCAGACCAACGUCACCAAUCCUUCUGGCAGGGCUGGUCAGAUCCAUUUUCAAGUCGACGACGCUUGGUGGGGCUCAAGAGGUAGCGAAUGGAACGGCCAGAACCUGUCUCAUCCCUUUUACUUCCUCAUCACUCGCAAUGACAAGGAUAUAGAGAACACAGACAUUCCUCAGUCGACUUUCACAGCCGUUCAAACGACGUUCGCCAGUUCCGUCAUCGCCUCUAUGAGCUCAGCUUCUGCGGCCUCCGCCUCGUCUGCGUCGGCAGCCUCUGCAUCAGCGGCUUCUGCAUCAUCUGCAUCGGCCGCUUCGGCUUCGCUCUCUUCGCUUUCUUCGAGAUCUCACCUUUCUGGGUCGGCAGCUCCCACCGCAACCGGAACUGGCGCAGUUGGUGGUCCGAGCGCGAACAUCCAACCCGGCGGUGGUUCAUCAUCGUUCCCGAAGUGGGCUAUCGCGGUGAUCGUCGUUCUGGGCUUCCUCGCGCUCGUCGCCUUCGGCAUCCUCGCUUUCUACAUCGUGCGGCGCCUGCGCCAGCGACGUGAUGGUAGGCUCUCACACCGCAGUUCCAUGGGUUCAUCGACGCCCAUGAUGGCGAAUGUAGAACGUGGUGGACCCACAUCGCCCAUGCUAGGCCCUGCGGCACUCGCUGGCGGGGGUGCAGCUGCUGGAUAUGGCGCCGGAAUGUACAGCGACCGGGCACCGUCGCCCGGCGGCGGGCACGAUGGCGCGUCGAUGAUCUCACGGACAAGCGAUACCGGGCCGUUCUCGGGUGCGGACGCGGCGAUUAUGGCUAAUGCGUUCCGACAAGCUCUCCGGAAACCCGACUUCGCUGACACGCCUGUCGAAGAAGGCGAGAGCCCGGACGAGCCGCCUCAGCCGUCCCGCGCGGAGCUGCUCAGCCAGGAGCUUGCUGAGGAGGGACGCGAUAUACGCAGCGUGGGCUCGUCGAGAGGUGUACGUGUCGAGACGCUGAGCGACAGCGGCGACGAUGCAGCAACAGUGCAAGAUCACUAGAGCCGGUGGUCGUCGGACAGUUCUGUGCUGCUUAGUCUGAAAUGGCAUGACCUCCUGCAGUCUCACAUGCAGACUGUAUUCUGCCACUGUACGUCUUCCGUCGCAUUGAUGUCUCGUCUCAUGCCCUUCCGCUGUCGUCGCUACUGCUGUUGUCCACGUUUACGUUUGUCCUUCGUCUUUCGAUAUCGUCUUUGGGGUAUGUUGAGGGUGUCCCCUUCCUCCCGUCGUCGACAAAUCGCGUUAGAGUAAUCACUACGCCGCAUUCAGCCCUGCCCCUUCCUUGCGCUUCCCCAUCUCUGCCUCCGCCGGUGCCCUCCCCUUCUAUCCUCACCAUCGUCGCAUCCGCACUACCCUCCUCCCGCUGGUCAUUAUAGCUUAUUGUACCACGGACUAUUAAUAGCCACAAAGAUGUUCCAACCGCCUUUGGGCUAUGGACCCUUCGAAUUUUCAUCCCUGCUACCCUUUAUACCUGCUCCAUACGCAUCUUGGAAUCCGCCACAAUGUGACCGCGCACUCGCAGUUCGUGGGCCGUCCGCUCGUUUAUCGCCACCACCGAAUCCUCGAUCCCGCCAACUCCUCAGCGUUCGCUCGCGAGGACCGGCGCGCCGCCCGCAUGCUAAACUGCCCUCCCACCCAGCUGGCCGGCCGGGCUGUUGCUCUCCCGACGCUUGCGCCGGUGCACCGCAGUUGGCCUUCCGCUCCAAGGCUUUUUCUGGCUCUUCCCAGCGUCGGGUACCGGUUCCUGUUCCUACCCCGCGGUCUCGGUCUCGGCUCUUUUUCCUCAACGUACCUUCCCCGCAUGCGGUCAUUGGUCAUCCGAGCAUAUGGUCUUCCGCCAGGAAUUAAUGCGCCCCCUGUUCCCGACGAUGCGAACUCGCUGGACGACUGGGCGUUGCGGGAGCCCGUCUGUUUCUUUCCUCCUUCCGAGGCUCGUACCCGAGCAUCGCUCCCCCCUAUCUCCCUUCCUCGCCUUCCUUCCCUCUCCUGACUUUGCUCACCUGCGUCUCGCUCAUCGUCCUCUUGCCUGUACCUCCAUCGCUGCCGCCCCAUGUCGUUCUUGAACAUUCCAAAAAGAGUGGUCUCCCCUUCGCGUUCGUGACCACCGUUUUCUUCUGGGUUUGACUUCAUGCCGCCGCAAUCCCAACUCGUCGUCCAGCGUGGCUCGACGUCCUACGCUCCUUUUGUCCUUCACCGAUCACCGAUAAUUAUUAUGCAGGCCGUCAGAUCAGUCCCUCGUCCCCCUCCCCUCCCCCAGCAACCCUGUGGAAUGUUACAAUAUGCGCGCGAUUGAGGACAUGGUUGCGACUACUAGUGUGUGACGUAUGCGCUUCGCUCCACAGUCAACUAUGAUGGCCGUGGACGUUGUGGAGCGGGU